Morone saxatilis (striped sea-bass) is the source of this 342-nucleotide messenger RNA. Its product is annotated as ESF1 homolog. Lineage: Eukaryota; Metazoa; Chordata; Actinopteri; Moronidae. Gene Ontology annotation, molecular function: RNA binding. The transcript has 2 exons. The record is from RefSeq and is a predicted model, not a curated record. Gene Ontology annotation, biological process: rRNA processing. Bases 16 to 327 code for a protein of 103 amino acids.
GGUUACAGGGAGAAGAUGCGGGACUACCAGUUCAAGCGGUUGAAGUAUUUCUACGCCGUAGUGGAGUGCGACUCAAUCGACACGGCCGCCAAAAUCUACGCCGAGUGUGACGGCUACGAGUACGAGAGCAGCUGCUCCAUGCUGGACCUCCGCUUCAUUCCUGAUGACGUGAAGUUUGACGAGGAGCCCAAAGACGUGGCGACGGAUGUGAACCUCGCCGCCUACACGCCCAAACUGUUCACCUCAUCGGCCACGACCACCUCGAAGGUACAGAGGUGGACGGUUACCUUACAGGAAGCUCAGCAGUUCCUCUGUGACGCUGAGUGAUGAGGAUUGAUUAAC